This is a messenger RNA of Eruca vesicaria subsp. sativa (arugula), 1309 nucleotides long. The record is from the annotation of a GenBank genome assembly. NCBI's taxonomy places the organism in Eukaryota, Viridiplantae, Streptophyta, Magnoliopsida, Brassicales, Brassicaceae.
AAAAAGUCUAUCAAAGAAACGUUCACGUUGGGACAGAGAAUAUCGGUCGUCUCUGUUGUCUCUGACGUGGCUCUUCUUCUUAUUCCCCGAUUAGAUCCCGUUGGAGAAUCUAGGGACUCAGUUUCGCUAGGAUUCGCUAAGUGUUAUCGAUGAUGUUGCAGUCGCAUUCAAGGUUCCUCCUUCAGACGCUGUUGACACGUGCUCAGAAUCUUGAUAAAGCAGUGGAGCUAGAUUAUCAAUGGAUCGAGUUCGAUGAUGUUCGUUACCACGUUCAGGUGACAAUGAAGAAUCCACAAAUCUUGUUGCUUUCGGUUUCUUUACCAAACCCACCACCUGAAGCAAUUUCCUUUGAUGGACUUCCAUUGGGAGCUAUAGAAGCUAUUAAAACCGCUUACGGGACAGGCUUUCAGAUUCUUGAUCCUCCCAGAGAUGGUUUUAGUCUUACCCUCAAGCUCAAUUUCUCCAAACUUCGUCCAGACGAAGCGUACAGAAACUCGUUGUUAACGAAGCUAGCUUCCAUUAGAGAGGUGGUGAUGGGUGCGCCGUUGAAAAUCAUCCUCAGACAUUUAGCUUCAAGGACGGUUGCUCCUGAGCUGGAUAGGCUUGUUGCAAUUAUGCAUAGACCUAACGAGACAUUUUUCCUUGUGCCUCGGGCGGAUAAAGUCACUGUGGCUUUUCCUAUGAGGUUUAAAGACUCUGUAGAUACAAUUCUAGCGACGUCCUUCCUAAAACAAUUUGUAGAGGCAAGGCGUGCGGCCUCUCUUAGUAGUGCUCCUUCUUGUUCGUGGUCUCCAACCGCACCUCAGGAGCUGGAAGGAGCUCCUAAAGAAACGCUAUCUGCUAAUGCUGGUUUUGUAACUUUUGUCAUUGUGCCUCGGCAUGUGGAGGGGGAAAAGCUCGAUCGUACUGUCUGGAACUUGUCAACCUUUCAUGCUUAUGUUAGUUACCACGUCAAGUGCUCAGAGGGAUUUAUGCAUACCAGGAUGAGGCGUCGUGUGGAAUCUAUGAUUCAGGCUCUAGAUCAAGCUAAGCCAUUGGAGAAAACAAGAUCCAUGAACAAUAAGUCAUUUAAACGGCUGGAACUCAACGAUGUCAAUUCGAAGUAGUUGCAUCCCUCAUGAAGCAUUUUUUUUGUAGAACCUUGUGAGUAGCUAAGACAUGCUUUUGCUGAUUUAUAUAUAUAUAUUUUAGUUUUGGUUUGAGAUUGGUUUUCUUAGUACAAUUCUUUCAGCUAUUUCAUAUUUCUGACCACAUGUAAUAAUGAUGUUAAAAACUGUAAGAAAUUCACAUUUGAAAAAGGUAUAUACAG